Molecule: messenger RNA, 1069 nt
Organism: Poecilia reticulata (guppy)
Lineage: Eukaryota; Metazoa; Chordata; Actinopteri; Cyprinodontiformes; Poeciliidae
Product: trace amine-associated receptor 13c-like
Biological process (GO): G protein-coupled receptor signaling pathway
Cellular component (GO): membrane
Molecular function (GO): trace-amine receptor activity
Source: RefSeq, a predicted model, not a curated record
AUGGAGGUGUUCAAUAAACCCCUCAUGGAGUCCAUGUCCACGAUGGAUGCAUCUGAACUCUGCUUUCCAGAAGCAUUCAACUCUUCCUGUAAAAAGAAAGUGACUCUUCACUCAGUAAACACCUUGAUUUACUUUGGAUUGUCCUUCAUGUCUCUGGUUACCACUGCUCUUAACCUUUUGGUCAUCAUCUCCAUUUCACAUUUCAGGAAGCUCCAUACCCCCACCAACUUCUUACUGCUCUCUCUGGCCGUCUCAGAUUUUCUUGUGGGCCUUUUCAUGUUUUUUCAGAUCAUGGUUAUAAACGGCUGCUGGUUUCUUGGUGACCUCCUGUGCGUUCUCUACUAUGUAUUCAGUGGAGUUUUAACCUCUGCAUCAGUAGGCACCAUGGUGCUCAUUUCGCUCGACCGUUAUUUGGCCAUCUGUGAUCCUCUGCGCUAUUCUACCAAGGUUACCACAAAAAGAGUUCAAAUUUGUGUUUCUCUGUGCUGGAUCUGUUCUGUGGUCUACAUCCUGGUUCUGUUACGGGAUAAUUUUCAACAACCAGGAAAAUUUAAUUCAUGCUCUGGAGAGUGUGUGGUUGAAAUUGGCUUCGUUGAAAAUGUUGCAGAUCUUAUUUUGACCUUUAUUAUUUCCAUUACUGUUUUAGUGGUGCUAUAUGUAAGAGUGUUUGUGGUUGCUCUGUCUCAGGUCCAGGCCAUGCGCUCGCAUAUUGUUGCUGUUAAACAAAAACAUCCCAGAAUGACAAAUGUGAAGAAGUCUGAGCUAAAGGCAGCUGGUAUUCUCGGGGUUGUUGUAGUCACAUUUGUUUUCUGUAUCUGCCCAUAUUACUGUGUCACACUAAUUGGUAAAAGUUCAUUAUUGAACACUUCUACCAUGACCUUUCUUCUAUGUUUGUUUUAUUUUAAUUCCUGUCUGAACCCUCUGAUUUAUGCCUUCUUUUAUCCCUGGUUUAGAAAAGCUAUGAGAAUUAUAUUUACACUUGAAGUGCUAAGGUCCGGCUCUUCUGAUGCCAACAUACUUUGAUAACAUGAGGAGCAGCCUGACUGAGUUAUUCUUGGUCACCAUAUGU